Perca fluviatilis (European perch) is the source of this 11785-nucleotide messenger RNA. Its product is annotated as RIMS-binding protein 2. The record is from RefSeq and is a predicted model, not a curated record. Lineage: Eukaryota; Metazoa; Chordata; Actinopteri; Perciformes; Percidae. The transcript has 32 exons. Gene Ontology annotation, biological process: neuromuscular synaptic transmission. Gene Ontology annotation, molecular function: protein binding. Bases 1185 to 8081 code for a protein of 2298 amino acids.
ACGAGUUGUGGCUAGAAAACAUAACGGUAACGUUAAGCUAACCCUGGCUAACAGGAUGGAACGUUAGAAGCUAGUGGUCAGGACUUGUUCCAGCUCCAGUAUACUACAGACUGUUAUUCACGUCAUUGGCGUUAACUACACCAGCAUCAUAUACUAGCUAGCUUGCUAAAUUAUGCUAGUUAAUUAGCCAUUGACCGAAGUCCCCAUCCUCUGUAAUAUAAAACCGUAUCCCGGGCGCCGCUAAGUUGAGCUAGUGCUGGGUAAAAUUGACUAUAGUAAUGAUAGCUAACGAUGCAUUGUUGUUUGCGCUUUUUAUUGGAAGUUCACCAGUUCACUUGUUGCAUCCUCAGCUGACUGUUAGGUAGCUGCUCCAAAGCAUUAGCUCCAUUAAUCGCAGCUCGUGCUGUUUUUGUUUUUACGUUCUCAUCGGUUUAAAGGUUGUUAGUUCUGUCAACCAUCUGCAUAAACAUCUGUUCAACGUGCAAGGUUUAGAACGGAUUAACAUAUCAGAUAUAAAUACAGUCAGAAUUUGCUUGGUAAGGCGUCUGUAAUGAAAUUUUUUGUGUAUCUACACAAACUUAAAUUAUAUAUUGGUUGGACUCAGUGUAGGAAAUAAAAAAAUAUAAAUUUGCAGGGCACUACUUUAAAAAAUAGUUAUUAGUGUUUAGGGGUGUUCUGAGAUUUAUUGAGGCAUUUUUGCCCUUUGCCUCCUGGUUGGACUUCACAUAGUAGCUAUUGCCACAGUUUUCUUUGGACCUCACUGCAUAGAGAGAGUUUCCAGAGGCAAAUUAUUUCUCUCUAAAUAACAAAAAAAUAACAAAAUGAGAAGUUUUCAUUGGUGUAUUAAUUGUGCAUGCUUUCCUAAUGCUCUUUUUAAACCUCUUUUUUUCCCUAAUCCUCCAUCUAACAGAGAGGACCAAUAGUGAAAUCAUCACCUGCUUUCACCAUGCUGGAAACAUUUCAUUUCCUGUUUCUACAUUCAUCUAAAACAUUUGAAAAUACCUGACCAUUUCUCCAAUUCUCUGACACCCUCCACUGUCUCAUCUUUCCAGUGACCUGGUGUGAUAAUUGUAUGCUGAAUGUGCGACAACCCCCACACACACACACCAUCACCCACCUGCACUUCCUCUUAGUUCUGGUGCAUGGCUCCUUUUUAGAAAUUAAUAUGUCUCGCUGUUCCUUGCAUGUUGUGCUGUGAAAGUGGCAUAAUGAGGGAAGACAGGGAUAACCCUCUGGCACUGUCAUCCAAGAAACCAUGCCAGGGCCAGAAGGACUAUGGACAGGAGCUAGAGAGGCUGCGUGCUGAUUGGGAAGCAGAGAAGAAGCAAACACUGCAGGCCCUUGGACACCUCUCUGUGGAGUUGAGGCAACUGCGUGAAGAAGCGGAGAGGGAACAGCAGAGGGCUGUGAAGGAGCUGGCGGCCCGGCGAGGGUGCCAAAAGGACAGGCACUCUAACAGAUACCAGCGUCUGCUGGCUAAGGAGGGGAAUAUUAAAGACAGUGGACGAUACGCUAAAGUUGAGUCCAAAGAUAAAGAGGCUUUUUGUCUGUGCAGUAGAGAAACAUACACAAAGCUGGAGCAGUUGCUGCUGUCGCUGUAUGAGAAGAUAAAUGGUGAGCAGGCAGUCUAUAAAUUGCAUCACAGGCAGGAAUUUGAGCUAGAAAAGGCCAUCUUUCUCUGCCACCUGCUAGAGGCCCAUGGAAGACUGUUGCAGGGGAGGCAGAGAGCAGGACACCCCAGCUUCAUUUUCAACAGUGUGCCAAGAAAGCCAAGUCAUGAAGACGGCAGUAACUCCUGUCAGAAAAAGCCUCUUCUAACCUACUCCAGGGCCUUGCCACAGAGAUCGCAGACUGCCUCCCACUCACCUAAGAAAACCAAACAAGAUCGAAGAGAGCAGCCUUUAGGGAGGGAUGUCUGUGCAGCUGAGCUCUGCACCUCCGCUGCAGUCGGGGACACCUGUUGGAGCGGCUCUCUGAAUAUUUGUCACCCUCGCAACGCUCCCCAUGCAGGCUGGGACCAGCCCUCCUACUGCGCUGAGUCCUUUGGGUCAGACAAGUCAUCGCCUUCCAAAUGCAUGGACAGAAACAUGGAGAAUGGUACUGACUAUGGGUUCCUGGUGCGUCAGAACUCUGAACUCUUGCGAGCCCUCGAUGAGCUGGAAAAGACUUGUGCCACACUGAGGGAGGAGAAUGGCCUACUGCGGAAGAGCAGCGCCCCAGAGACUGAGGAGAAGGUCAGGCGGUUGAGGAGAAAGAACACCGAGUUGUCUGUUCUUGCUAAGAGGCUGGAAGAGAGGGCUCGAAAACUGCAGGAGGCCAACCUCAGAGUGGUGAAUUCCCCGUCACUGAUGAGACCCGGGUCAGUGGAACAGUACAAGAGGGCGUUUGCCCGUCAGCGAGCUCGUGAUCUUGCCCAGCACGCCGAUGCACUGCUGUCUAAGGACAAAGAGAUUGCUGCCCUACAGCAAGAGUGCAGAGAGCUGGAGGCACGCCUGGGCACCACCAAGGGCUCCCCUGUUCCAUCUGGCAGAGUGGAAUUUGAGAGGCUUCUCAGGGAGUCUCAGAGGGAGGUGCUGCGGCUCCAAAGGCAGCUAUCGGUCACAUCAUCCAGACAGCAGCACAACCAUAGUCCCGACCCCGGUGGCCUGGAGAAGUGUGGCGAAAUUGAGGAAGAGGAGAAGAAGGAGGAGGAGGGGGAAGAGAAGGUUGUAGGAGAGACCCCGUGUGUGGUAUUAGAUGAAGCUCCAUCCAGGUGUGAGAAGACUCCCGGAGAGGAGGAGGAGUCGGGGCUGCAAGUAACGCCCCAACCGGGCCUUAGCCCGACCCCCUCCCAUAAGGAGGAACAUACAGAGGAGCAGCACCUACAGUUUCUGGAAAGUGAGCUGAGCAAGAAGAGAAAAGAAUGUGAAAACCUUGAGCAUGAAGUAAAGAAGCGACAGAAGAGAUGUCUGGAUUUGGAGAGCCAGCUUGAGGAUGAGCGAGGCAAAAAUGAGCAACUAAAGGAGGAGGCAGAUCUCCUCAGGAGGAAGGCACAGCUGCUCGACCAGACUCGGGCUGAGAAUGAGGAGCUGAGGGAAGACCUCUCUGAAGUGACUGCUCAACACAAUUCAGUUCUCGAGGAGAACCAGAGACUCCGUGCCAAACUGGAGAACCUAGAGCAGGUCCUAAAGCAUAUGCGAGAGGUCGCCGAGCGAAGGCAGCAGCUGGAAUUGGAACAUGAGCAGGCACUGGCUAUCCUUAAGUUCAAACAGGAUGAAAUCAAACGGUUACAGAGGGCUCAGUUAUACGCCAAGAGGGAGCAUGAAGGAGUGGUUCAGAUGCUGGAGAGUACACUGGACUGCAUGCAGUCAAAAGUACGAGACCUGGAGGACAAAUGUCGCAGCCAGAGUGAACAGUUUGGCUUGCUGUCCCAAGAGUUGGAGAAGUUUCGACUGCAGGCGUCGAAGGCGGACCUGGCCGACGCUAGCCUCUUUAACAAUCCCAGCCUCUCUGUUCUGACCAAUGGGGUAGGCCUGACUACAGAGCGAGACUGCACUGGUGGCUCAUGGGAUAUGGUGUCUCUGGGUGAAAUAGCCUUCUGGAGUCUCGAGGGAGGUGACACUCUCUCCUGCCCUGAGGAUGUGGCGGCUGCACUGCGGCUUGGGGCAACCCCCCACGCUGCAGGGCUCUCCAGGGUGGAGCGCUCGCCCGUCACCAAGCAUCGAGAACUGCCCACCAUCAGUGUCAGCAAGUCAGGCUCUUCUUCCAGCAAGUCAGAGACCACGCACCUCACCCCCAAGUCUGACACCCACCUCAGUCCACACAAAUCCAGCCCAACACAUGAGGUGGACACUGCCAGUGAAGUGGAGGAGCUGGACAUUGACGUAGCCCCGGCACCUUACACAGCCAGCAGAGGAGCAGCAAAGCUUCAGGUUUUCAUUGCGAGAUACAGCUAUAAUCCAUAUGAUGGCCCCAAUGACAACCCUGAAGUGGAGCUUCCACUUACUGCUGGAGAAUACAUUUAUGUGUAUGGAGACAUGGAUGAUGAUGGCUUCUAUGAAGGUGAGCUGAUGGACGGACGGAGAGGGCUGGUCCCCUCUAACUUUGUGGAACGUGUAUCAGACGACGAUGUUCUGAGCACUCAGCAUCCAGAGACGGGGGACAUGUCCCAUAACUCCCUGCUAGACAGCAGCCUGCACAGUGCCAGCCACCAGCAUCACCUCCACAUGGGCGUCAGCGCCUCAGAAAGGACAGAGGCCUCUGCUGCCUCUGGCCCUGCCUCAGCCCCCUCAGAUUCAGCAUCGGCCUUGGCUGUCCCAGCCCCCCUCACCAACGGCCUAGACUUGGAUUUGGAGGAGGUGGGAGUGGACAUUGUGCCUUACCCACGUAAGCUUACCCUCAUCAAGCAGCUUGCCAAGAGCAUCAUCAUCGGCUGGGACCCUCCGCUGGUGCCGGCUGGCUGGGGCAAUGUGUGGAGCUAUAAUGUGUAUGUGGACCAGGAGCUGCGGCUCAAUGUGCCCUUCGGUGCCCAGACCAAAGCGGUUCUGGAGCGGUUGGACAUAAACCUCAAGGCCUACCGUGUGUCAGUGCAAAGCCUGACCGAGAAGGGCCCCUCAGACCAGCUGCGCUGCAGCAUGUUGGUCGGUCGGGACGUUUGUGUGGCGCCCACGCAGCUGCGUGUGGAGAGGAUCACCGCCACCUCUGCCAACCUGACCUGGCUGCCCAGCAACAGUAACUAUGUGCACAUUGUGUCCUUGAAUGAGGAGGAGUGUGAGCUGGUGAAGGCUGGCUGCUGCUCGCUGUGCCUCAAUAACCUCUUGCCCAGCCUGCAGUACACAGUCAAAGUGGAGGCACGGCCGCACCGCACGCCAUGGGAGUUACCUGUGGAGCGACGCGAGCACAGAAGCGCUACGAUCACCUUCACCACACUGAUGGCAGGCCCCCCUGAUGCUCCUCUGGAUGUACAGCUGGAGCGUGGCCCCUCCCCGGGCAUUGCCCUCAUCAGCUGGCUGCCAGUCACUAUAGAUGCUGCCGGGACCUCUAAUGGAGUCCGUGUCACUGGAUACACUAUAUAUGCUGACAAGAAAAAGGUGCUGGAGGUGUCUUCCCCAACAGCCGGCAGUGCCCUGCUUGGCCCCUCUCAGAUGCAGUCCCUGCUGGCAGUUCAGGAGCUCACUGUCCGCACCACGUCUGCCCACGGGGAUUCCUGCCACUCUUUGCCAGUCAAUGUGCCCUCCAAGCUGGCUGCCAUUAUGGCAGGUCCAGUUAUCACUGCCCAAGUUGUGCCACCUGGACCCUGCACUCCUACAGGUUGCGGUAACCUGCCCUCACAGCCGUCCUACGGGAAUUCUGCUGCCAAAGUCUCCAUGCUGCCCAGCACUUUGCCAUCAGACACAAACAUCACUGGCCUCACAGUGGAGGCUGAUGCCAACCCUCCUCAUGCACUCCACUCAGAAAAUCUUUUAUCUGCAUCAUAUGCAAAGGCCUGGGCCAACCCCUCUUCUGCUGCUGCCUUGGCCGAGUGUGAGGCCAUAUUACCAGUAGCCUCCACCAUUACUCCAGUGGUUAAUGUGACCUCCCCCACCACAUCGCCACCCCAACCAUCUCCAGUAGCAGCAACUGCACAAGCAAACGUAACGGCAGCAGCAGUGUUGGAGCAGCGCAGAGACACCAACAGCCCUGACACCAUCCGUCCUUUCCCAUCUAUGAGAGAGUUCAUCGAGGACCCCAGUGCCAAGGCCGGGAUCCCUGAGCGCAUCCCGACCCCACUCAAAGCCCCCAUCUCAGACUUCCUUAACCCUCAGAACCUCCUCCGACCCCCCAGCACCUCCCCGCUGGAAUCCGAGGCGGAGGAGGAGCAGGAGAAUACCCGCCUGGUGUCCAUCGAAGAAUUCUUGAGACAGGACCAAGAGCCAGCGUACUGGACGAAGCAGCAGAGUUAUAGCAGAGGGCUUGUGGAGCCUCCCAGUGACUAUCACGCAGACAACAGCCGUUCAGAUCUGUCUGACAUCCUGGAGGAGGAGGAGGAGGAACUUUACUCUGACCAUCUCGGCGAAGCACAGGCCAGGGGCUACACAGUCAGAGCUAACAGGUCGCGGAAGUUAGAGCCCCCAGACAGUGACGAGGAGGUAUUUCAGAGGAUCCCUAAGUAUCCUCCUCAGGUCCAACACCACAAGCAGCUGUUCUGCAUUCCUGAGAUGACAGAAGAGGAAGAUAGCCGUCAAGAUGAGCCUUUAACCCACCACAGUCAGCCUCGGCCCAGGCCCAGCCACCAUCGCCCCAGAGCCUCAGAACGCCUCCACCAUGCCCCCCAGCAUCACCCCAACCCACACCCACCUGUUCCCCCUCACCAUCACCACUUCAACAGGGAUCCCGGAUGUCUACCCAAAGAGCCUUUCCCCCGACACGGACCCUUGCAGGUCAGGCCUAAGACACAGCACAGGGUGCACUACGCAGACACGGUUGACACCAUGAGUUAUCCUGAAGAAGAGGACAUGUGUUUAUAUGAGGGUCCCUCCAGCAGGCGGGUCUCAGCCUGCUGUCCUCCCCAGCUGAGCCCCUACAGCAAAGAUAGAUCACUGCUCAGAGGGCUAGGGGACCGCCUUAGGAGGGAGGCCAUGCUCAGGAGUCAGAUGGCUGCUGCCACAGCAGCCAACCCCGGCCACGGUCUUAUCCCACCAAGACCCUACCCAGUCAGCCAAACAGGACCGACUCUGAGGUCACCUAUUGGUCGCGAGGUAGAGAUUGACGUGGAGUACGGCACAGAUAACGAAGAGCCUGUGGAGUACAGUCCGGCGGAGGCGGCGGCGGAGCAGAUGAGCUCUGAGUGGUGGGUGGAGGGGGCUCAAACGGAGCACAGCAGACCUCCUCUCCGCCGAGGGCUGAAGGCUGAUCCGCCGGUAAACGUUGCUGCAGGCCAGGUGCAAUGGGAGCCCAGCCAAAUCCCUCCCGCUGAGGCAGGUCAACCGUGGGGAGCCCAGGGUGAGCUCUCUUCUAAACCAGUAUGCUCGCAGGCCAGGCAACCUAAAGGUACUGUUGAUUCACCAAAAACCAAAGGAAACAGUGACAUACGUAUCUUUGUGGCCCUCUUCCCUUAUGAUCCUGCCACUAUGUCGCCCAAUCCUGACGCGGCUGAGGAAGAGCUGCCCUUCACUGAAGGACAGAUCAUCAAAGUGUAUGGAGAUAAAGACGCAGACGGGUUCUACCGAGGCGAGUCUGCCGGGCGCCUGGGCUAUGUUCCAUGUAACAUGGUGUCGGAGAUCCAGGUGGAGGAUGAGGAGACCCGGCAGCAGCUGCUGCAGCAGGGCUUCUUGUCCACAGCGGCCUCCAUGGAGAAGAUAGGCACUCGCACACACGCACAGCUUCCACGUCGUCCUGUUCCACCGCCGAAACCGAGACGAUCCAAGAAAGUGGAGUCUGCGACACUCUGGGAGGAGAGCGUAGACUCCUCCAGCCAAGAUCCCAGCCAGACUGCCCCUGCUGCUGCUGCUGCUGCUGCAGCUGUGGGAAACCCAGCCCCAGGAGCCCGCAGGAUGGUCGCCAUCUUUGAUUAUGAUCCACGAGAGAGCUCCCCCAACACUGACAUAGAGGCUGAGCUGACCUUCAGUGCAGGAGACAUCAUACAUGUGUUUGGUGACAUGGACGAAGAUGGCUUCUUUUACGGAGACUUGAAUGGACACAGCGGCUUGGUGCCCUCCAACUUCCUGCAGGCCGUACCAGAGGAUGCUCAGUCGGCACCAGAAGCCAAGAAAGAAUCCCAGGGUACUUGGACGUCUUCUACAGAGCAACAACAACAACAACAACCUGGGCCCUCAACCCUAGAAGAGGGUUUGCAGCCCCAAACAGAGCCUCCUGUCCCUGACCCAACGGAGCACACAGACCUGCGACCCAAACUGGAACCCACUGCAAGCCUCACGUCAGACCUGGAACCUGCUCCAGAUGCAGGUCCAGCAGCAGUGGAGGCCUGCUGCUCCCCUCCAGCCCCCCUUCCAGCAGACAUCCCGACACAGACAGACUGCUCUGCACAAGGCAAGAAGAAGAAAGGCUUUUUCUCCAAAGGCAAGAGGCUGUUCAAAAAGCUGGGAUCCAGCAAGAAAGAAUGAGUCAGGACAUCUGACUCGGAAUACUUUGCAUCACAUUGAGGCACUUUUUUCUAUCUUCACUGUUAGUCUCAGUCGGUGCGGUUCGUGGCUAUCAGAUCUAAUAACCGAUGCUUUAACCGUCACUAAUUAUACAUUUGCCUUAGAGCACUGCUAGCAGCUGUUAAAUUUAGAGUACAUCAACACACCGCUUGCAGCAUUGUACGAGCAUGUAGAAGUGCAUGUUGAAGUGUGCAAGCAAACAAAUAUAUUCUCGAAAUACUACCUAACUAUCUAAGCAUUUGCAAAUGUUCAACUCAAAUAGAGGCGUUAACGCUUGAUAUACAAACACUUAGUUGUCUCCCAAUGGAUCGGUUUUAACAAUCUGAUACAGAACGGUAUUGAACAGCAGACCAGACUUCAGCCCAGCUCAGACAGAGCUAAUUAAAUAUUAGCUUUAAUGUUCAUGUACUGGUGCCACUUUAUUUAUUUGAAGUGAACGAACUGAAGCAGCAGUCUAUCUCUUCCUCUGUGUCACUAUAAAGAAUGCACUAUCCAUCCUGAACGGAUGUAUUUUAAAUAUCUGUCCGCUUGUCCCUCCCGUGUUUCUUGUCUUUAAGAAAAUGUAUACAGUACUUUGUACAGAACAUGUUAUUUAUUUGUAUUACUCUUGCCCUAACCAUCAGCACAUUGCAUGAAGUGACAUCUGGGCAGGAGGUUAGUCAUCUAGAGCUGUCGGAGACGGCAGUGAUCCACUUUGAUACGUGUAGUUUAGAUCAAAGUAGUUAUGGGGUUUGAGUUUAACAGUCAAGACUAUUUAUUGAAGGUAAAGAAUAUGAAGGGUUGCCCUUCUUUGGUGUGUGUGCGUGCGUGUGUGUGGAUGAAGCUGCCCAGUCCACUGGUGAGACUGAAAACAGAUGCCUUUCUCAGACAUUAACACAGGAACUCUGGAUGUUUGUGACAACAGUCACAACUGGCCUAAAGGUUGCAUACUACAUAUUUUCUGUCUUUGUGAGUAUGAGAGAGAGUGUGCAAUAAUUAUGUAGUAUCUGGUGAUAAACAGGCUGCUCUUUUAGCUAAUGUGGCUGCAACUAAUAUUAUUAAAUCAUUAUCCGUGAAUUGUUUGGCCGGUACAACAUCAAAAAAACAGAUAAACGCCCAUUAUAGUUUCCUAAAGCCUAAGGUAAUGUCAUAAAAUAUCUUGUUUCUUCCCACCAAUUGUUCAAAACUCAAACAUAUUAAAUUAAAUAUAAUGUAUAUAAGACGGGGGGAAGCUUAUUCUCACAUUUGAGAACCUAAAAUCCAUCAACCAUUUUGUGUUUUUGGUUAAAUGAUUAAUCGGUUAUUGAAAUAGUUGCUAAUCAAUUAUCUCUUGAUUGACUAAUACAGAUAUUAUUAAAGUCUGGCAGUCCCUCCCCCAGUCAAAUGCAAGACUAAUGCGCCUGAUGGGACUUUCUGAGCCUUAAUCCUGUCAAAGAAAUAUUGAAAAAAAUCUACUGGGCAACUUGAAGUAAGUAAAAUAAAUAGAAAUUUAGAAAAAUAGUAUAGAAAGAAAUAGGGGCUUUAGGGGACGUAAACAUGAAGUAUAAUGUUGCUAUGGAGUCAGUGAGUUAGCUGUGGGCUACAACAUGAGCCCUCAUUUUUAGCCUGUAUUUGUUUCCAAUUUGGCAAAUUCGCACCAUUAAAAGUAUGCCGAUUUAUCUAUUAGCACUUCCUGUUUGCAGUCUACCCAUGAAUGCACAGACAACUGUCACAGGACUACUUUGAUAAUGAAGUAAACUUAGAAACGUGAUGAUCCUCAGGCAAAUUCUGGAGUUCAUUUUUCUAUGAUUUCCAAAUGAACAGUUUGAAACACUCUGGACUAAUUCAUUAAUCGGCCAGCAGCUAGGAGCUCUAGCUAAUUAAUACACCAAAAUCACAAAACUGAAAAUAUUCUAGUGUCCUCAUUGCUGGAUACAUUGAUAGCCUACAGUAUAUAACCCUUUUGGAACAACACUUGCUAGAAUUUUGUUAAAGUGAAGAGUUUUCCUUCAUGGCACUGGUGGUGGUUUGUGGCACUGCUGUACUGUGAUAGACUUUGCAAUACGUUUUUCAUGUAUCUUUUCAUUUGCCUCCAUGUUUGAGUAUAAUGAAUUUCAACUUGUGGUGUGUGAAUAUUGGGUCAGACAGGCUAAACAGUGUCUAUCAGCCCAUGCAGUGUAGCGGUGAUUAGUUUUUUGUAUCCACACACUUGCAUCAUACAACUGUAGACUGUUUGGUUGAAACUAAAUAAUACCACUUUAGCAAUAUAACGUAUUGUGUGUUGCAAUACUAGAACAAAAAUAGAACCAUUCUGUAUCUUCUAAUGGUUUAUGAUAGAUUUACAUAGACUAAGAAGUUGUACAAGUAUUCAGUUUUGGUGUGAGUUUGUGGAUCAGGCCUUAGUAUUGAGCUUAUUAGUCACUUACAACACAUUCAGUGAUCGGUCAAUCCGUCUGAUUGGAUCCUUGAUCUGCGCGACACAGGGCUAUUAGGUAACUUCUCAGGUUUAUCUUGUAGUUUCUUACUAAUGCUGAGCCACCUGUUGGCUCUGGCUGUCAAAAACUGCAGAACAUGCCAAAAUCUUAGGUGCUUUGUCUGUUACCAUAGAUCCGAGAGACCAAGCAUCGGGCAGCAUGGGGGAUAUUCAGCGGGCUAGUCUGGAUUGAAGCGUGGAGGUUUGUUUUGAACGUCACACCUGAUUUCACUCACGGUGUUGAUGGAGUCACACCUGAUGACACAAGUUGGAGGCAAUUUAUUUUUUUCUUUAAUGUCAUGAAUGUUUUAAAUUGUUUGUCAGUGUUACAUAAAGGGAGCAUGACGAUGCCAAGAAUAAAAGGGAGGGCGGAUCGACAAAGACACUUUAGAUGUUUAAUAGCCGGGAUAGAGGCAAGACCGAGGCUGUACUGUAUGUUUUAUUUAUUUUUUGUUUUUUUAAAAGGGGGUUGGAUGCUCAAAAGUUGCGAAAUGUACAGCGAAUAUUUGUACUGAUCUUGUUUUUGACGGCCUUUAAUGCACAAGUAUUCCUCUACCUGCUGUGUAGUGAGUAGACGGCUCCGCUGUUGACUGAAUAGGACCUAGGCCCAAAUAGGUAGGAUUUUAGCUCAGUUGAUCAUAUUUAGCCUUACAGGAAGACCUUGUUUAGUCUUAAUAUGUUGUUUACAGGAUGUUUAAUGACUGCAUGCAUACCAAUGUUAUACCCAUGUUCGGCCUUAUUUAUGUUACUGUCAUAUUUAUGUUUUUAUAGGCGGACUUGUCUACAAUAUUUGAGUUGUAGAUUGUCAAUGCAGUGGAAAAAAAGCUAUAGGAGCUGUCUGUAUAUAAUGAACAUUGUUGGGACUUGUGGUAUAUUUUCAUACAGCGCAGGAAACUAUUUUCUUUUUCUUUUCUUUUUUUGUCUUCCCUGACCUGCAUUCAUUGUUUGAAAAAUUGAAGAUUUCCUUCUUUUUUUUAAAUAUAUAUAUAUAUAUCUAUAUAGAUAUAUAUAUUAAUGUUUUUAUUACCCUUUUGGAAGCUUGUCUGUAAAUAUGUUUUGUUAAUAAUGUUUUUCAGAUUAUUUUGGGUUUUUUGUUUGCAUGUCCAGGCAUUGUUGAUGGAGCGACCGUAAGUGAAGAUGUAGUACACAGAGGACUCGUUGACUUUAAAUUGUGAUGGUUUGUUUCAAUAUGGAUCUUUUUACAGGAAUAAAGAAUGUAUAUUUUCACAGAAAA